AUGCCAGUCAUAGAAAUAACUUUGUUUGGUGGCAUUUAUGAAACAUUCGAAACUGCUGGUGCUCCAACAAAUCCUUUCUUUUAUCCUUUAUCAACCCGUCACAGACUGAACGAUUUAACGCUAUGGGAAAUAUCGGAAUUGCAAGCCCAAUACAAUGUCGAGCAGGUAUACGCAGAAUUAGCGAUAGAAGAAGAUCAUAUAUUAAAAAGGAUGUUUGGUCUUGAUGUACCCGAAGUUAAGGAGCUAAGAAAGAAUGUUCAAAUGCUAUUUUUGAAUGUUCAUCCUCUGUGGGAUUUUAUUAGACCUGUUUCUGCAGAUCCUUUAUUUGGGUGGCUACAACCAACAUCGUCAGAGCAGUUACCACAAAAAUUGCACACAAUAAUGCUUGAUCCACCUCAGACUCCUUUAGAGCGCGCCGUGUGGUGGACAGAAUAUGUUCUUCGACACAGCGAUGCGUUAUAUCUACGCUUUCCUGCAGCUGCUCAUAUGCAC
Brenthis ino (lesser marbled fritillary) is the source of this 492-nucleotide messenger RNA. NCBI's taxonomy places the organism in Eukaryota, Metazoa, Arthropoda, Insecta, Lepidoptera, Nymphalidae. The record is from the annotation of a GenBank genome assembly.